Molecule: messenger RNA, 1765 nt
Organism: Paramecium pentaurelia
Lineage: Eukaryota; Ciliophora; Oligohymenophorea; Peniculida; Parameciidae
Source: the annotation of a GenBank genome assembly
AUGUCAAGAGAAUCCGAAAGCUGUUCGAAUUUAGCACAGAAAUUAAAAGAGGAAUUUCUCUAUCAUUUUGAUAUUUUUGCCCAAUAACCCAAUUUUACAAUACUCAAUCGUAGCAAAUUUCCCUCAGUCCUUGGGUUUUUAAUUUCAUUAAUGAUUGCUAUGUUUGGACUCUAUUUUUUUCUUACAGAAGUAGUCUCUAUGGUCUCAUAAUCAAAGCCUGCAAUCUAUCAAACAGAAUUAUCUAUAUCUGAAACUGAAGUAUAAAUAUUAACUAUAAUCAGCCAUUUAUCCUUAAAAAUGAUAACUUUACCUUAGCAAUAUCUGUAGUGAAUCGAUAUUCAGAGCCAUUAAUAGGAAUUAAUCGAUAUUUUUAAUUAAAUAUCAGUUAAUGCGAGAGAUUAAGAACAAAGGAUUAAUAUUCUGGAAAUGUUUCUGUAAAAUUAAAGUAAAGAUUACUGAAUAAUAAGUUGUACAUAAGUACCAAUAGAGCCAUGUAAUAUGUCACAUUUCACAACAGAUAUAUAGAAAGAAUACUUUUCAACUAUUAGAAUGGGAGGGAUUUAAUGCAUUAAUAGAUAAUAUCUAAAAGAGAAUCCAUUAGUAUAUAAAAUUUUAAAUAGAUUAGAUUUUGUAGGGAUUGAUUUCCUCGAACAUAUUCAGAUACAUAUUUAUUUAGUUUAUUGCAUGUCAAAAUACAAGUUUAUUUCAGAGUUGUGCAUCAUAAUAAGAAAUAGAAAGUAUUUUAGAAUCAGGCCAUUAUAAUGUUUAUAAAAGUGAUUAUCUUACUAAACUUGAUCAACCUGGAUAACCUUAUUAAGAAAUUAUCACAAAUGAAUUUACAACUUUUUCUUUAAGCACUUCUAAGACUAUUUCUUAAAAAUAUAGAAUAUUAUAAACAUCUACAGAUGAAGGAUUAAUUUGGGAAUAAAAUAAGGAUUAAUCAAAUAUUUAAUAAAGUGAAUGGAGAGAGAUAUCUGAAUUUUAUAAUAAUCAAUAUAUAGUUGUUCAUUAUAUAAGAUUAGAUUACAAAUAAACAAAUAAUAUUAGAACAUAUGUUAAAUUAUAAACAAUAUUAGGUAAAUUAGGUGGAAUAUUUUAGAUAUUUAUAAUGAUAGUAGCUAUUAUAUUAAGACCUAUUAUUGAAAACUUUAUGAAAUUAGAAAUUGUAAAUUCUCUUUUCAAUUUUUCUAAUUAAAAUGAUAUUGCAAAUUAAUAAUCUUAAAAUGUUAUGAUGAUCUUAACAGAAAGAGAUAUGAAGAGUUAGAUAAAUAAAACUGAGAAAGUACCUAUAUCCAAAAAUUAAAAUAAUAAAUUAAGUUAAUCUAGACUUGAUUCUUGGUUUAUAAUCUUUGGGUGUAAUUAAUUCAAAAAAAAAUAAUUUAUAGUUGCCAAAAACAAAAUUAAUAAAUAUUUAGAAAUAGUUCAGAUUUUAAGAAAAUUAUAAGAUAUUUAAAUUCUUAAAAAGAUUUUACUUACAAAAGAAUAAUAAAUUUUAUUAAAAAAUCAUAGAAGAUAAAUAGGUAAAAAUGGUUUUUGUUUUAAAAACUAAAACUAAGAUUAAAAUUAAAUUAAUAAUCAAAUAAUAGAAUUAGAUAAUUGUAUGAUCUAAUAGAAAAGUAAAAGUGUCUUAGAUCAUCUUGGUAUAAAAAUACAGGAUAAAUUAUUUUAUAAAGAUACUUUUAACUUAUGUAAUUAAUUAAAAGAAAUAUAAUUUAUAAGUCAUUCUGAAAUCUAAGAACCUGUAGCAUAAACACCAAAAACAUGA